Molecule: messenger RNA, 662 nt
Organism: Hippocampus comes (tiger tail seahorse)
Lineage: Eukaryota; Metazoa; Chordata; Actinopteri; Syngnathiformes; Syngnathidae
Gene: ndufs4
Product: NADH:ubiquinone oxidoreductase subunit S4
Exons: 5
Coding region: 34-558 (174 amino acids)
Biological process (GO): electron transport chain
Cellular component (GO): respiratory chain complex I
Source: RefSeq, a predicted model, not a curated record
GUUUUGACCCGCCGCAGCUGCCGUAGAUGCUUGAUGACAACAAACAUGGCGGCCUCAAUGUCACUUGUCGGACUGAGACGUCUUUCUGUGAUCGACGCGGCUUCUAAAGUGUUCCUGAACCCCCUCAGGUUUACAAGCACGUCCGCGCAGAGGCUGGCGGAGGGAGCUGGACGAGACUCGCAGCUUAUCACAGUAGAUGAGAAACUGGACAUCACCACCGUGUCGGGGGUGCCGGAGGAGCACGUGAAAACCCGCAAAGUUCACAUCUUUGUGCCCGCCAAAACCGCCAUGCAGUCGGGAGUCAACGGCACCAAGAAGUGGAAGAUGGACUUUGACACCAGGGAACGUUGGGAGAACCCGCUGAUGGGCUGGGCCUCAUCUGCUGAUCCCUUAUCCAACAUGGUGCUGUCGUUCUCCUCCAAGGAAGACGCCAUUGCCUUUGCGGAAAAAAAUGGUUGGAGCUACGACAUCACCGACAAACGGACCCCGAAGCCUCGCGCCAAAUCCUACGGCGCCAACUUCUCUUGGGACAAGAGGACCAGAAGGUCUGCUAAGUAAACCCGAGAGGCAUCUGUUGGUCGCCGUGACCUCCCGUUGUCCCGCCCGCAGCGGACCUGUACAAUUCCUGUCAAUAAAAGCUUCAUCACACGCUUCAACCAAAA